Molecule: messenger RNA, 2802 nt
Organism: Nezara viridula (southern green stink bug)
Lineage: Eukaryota; Metazoa; Arthropoda; Insecta; Hemiptera; Pentatomidae
Source: the annotation of a GenBank genome assembly
CUUGCUGAAGUCUCGAAAAAAACUCAAAAACCAUUGUUUAUAGAUAAUAUAUUUUUUCAAUGAAUAAGAAAUUUAUACCAAUACUUAUUAUUAUACGGCUCUACGACUACUAUGAGUCUUGGUCUGCUGUUGACCGCCAGUUAUCAACAAUACUAACUAUAGACAAAAAUUUCAAAGUUUUUAUGAAGAUAAUGCAUAUCCUAAUGGUUAUUUUAGGUAAAAUUUGUUCGGUUGUUUUUUUUUAGUUCAUAUUAUGAACUUGCACCUGUCAAGAAAAUGUGACAGUCAAUGGUUUACCAAUAUUUAAAUUAAUUAUUUAACAAAAAUAUAGAUAAAAUCUAAAUUAAAACUAAUCACAGUGCGAAUUAAAGUCGUUUCAGGAACAUUAAUGUAUCCAUUUAAACAUUUCAUUUUAAAUAAGAAGAGUUAAUGUAAAUAUCGAAAGUAAAUAUUGUUCAACAGUUAAGCUUUCCAAUUUAAGGUAGCGUUCAACAUUUAUGAAGACUACAAACAUAUAUUUAUGUAAAAUUACAAACAUGUAAAUCUAAACUAAAUAUUCGCACCGUUUACUGUAGAAUUAUAGGACUGCACAAGUACUUGAACGAAAGAGAAUCGUAGACUGAAACAAAAAAUAAAAUGAAGUAAAAAGAGACUUGGAAGUGUUCAACAUAGCAUCACGCCAUGGACGCAUGCGUCAGCCGAGGCCUCAGAUGGUAUAGGAUGGAGGGGAGCCAGUUGAAGCCCGUCAAUCGAACAGUGUACUCCUUGUCGGCAAUGUGUUCGUAUAUGUCACCUCAUGAUCGACUAUGAAAUUGGGACCUUUUGAUUUGGACAUGUCACCAGCUUCUCAAAGGCAUACUCCACCAACUUCGGAUACCAUCCAGACGAAACCUUUUCCCAUAAGAGGAGAACGGGCAAAUUAUGUCAACAGCCCACAUGUUAUCGCAAUGGUUGGACUCCCUGCGAGGGGGAAAACCUAUAUAUCAAAGAAGUUGUCCAGAUAUCUCAACUGGAUUGGUAUAAACACUAAAGUGUUUAAUCUUGGUGAGUAUAGACGACAUGUUACCACCGCUUAUAAGAGCCAUGAAUUUUUUCGGCCUGAUAAUAAGGAAGCAAUGGCCAUUAGGACUCAGUGUUGCCUCGACGCACUGCAAGAUGUGUGCAAUUGGCUCAGGACUGGAGGCGAAGUUGCUGUAUUUGAUGCGACGAACUCAACAACAGAAAGGAGAAACAUGAUUCAUGACAUUGUUGUGAAAAAAAUGGGCUUUAAAUUAUUUUUUGUUGAAUCAGUAUGUGAUGAUCCCCAAAUAGUUGAGCAGAAUAUAAGGGAAGUCAAAGUUAGUUCACCGGACUAUUUAAAUAUGAACAAUGAAACAGCUCUCAAUGACUUCCUACAAAGGAUUGAUCAUUACAAGGAGAGGUACCAGCCAUUAGAUGAGAAAAAUGAAUCCAACCUGUCAUUUAUGAAAAUUUAUAACACUGGUGAAAAAGUAUUAGUACAUAAGCACGAAGGCCACAUACAGUCCCGGAUUGUAUAUUACCUAAUGAAUAUUCAUAUCGUACCAAGGACAAUUUAUUUAUGUAGGCACGGUGAAACCUAUCACAACCUUGAAGGGAGAAUAGGAGGAGAUUCUGAUCUAUCUUCAAGAGGAGAAGAAUUUGCAGACGCAUUAGCCGAUUAUAUUCAAGAACAAAAGAUAGAAGGCCUUCGUGUAUGGACAUCAUGGCUGAAGAGGACAAUCAAUACUGUGAAAGGAAUCCCUGCCCCUCAAGAAAGGUGGAAAGCAUUAAAUGAAAUUGAUGCUGGUAUUUGUGAGGAAAUGACAUACGAAGAAAUUCAAUCUUCAUUUCCUGAUGAUUUUGCCUCUAGGGACAAGGCCAAAUUCACUUACAGAUACCCUAGAGGCGAGAGCUAUGAAGAUUUAGUCGCCAGGCUCGAACCUGUUAUAAUGGAGCUUGAAAGGCAAGGGAACGUACUUGUUGUUAGUCAUCAAGCUGUCUUGAGGUGUCUAUUGGCGUAUCUUCUCGAUAAAUCUGCUGAUGAACUUCCUUACCUUCAGGUACCUCUUCAUUCUGUUAUGAAGCUUACUCCAGUCGCUUACGGCUGCAAAGUAGAAACUAUACCGUUUUCUAUUGAUGCUGUUGAUACUCAUCGCCCCAAACCAAAGAUUCCUGGUACACUUGAUGAAAAGUUUAAAAAGUUAAAUUCGAAAAAUCCUUGAGAUUAUUGUAUAUUUCGUUUUAAUUUUUAAAAAAAGAUCAUACGAAAAACCCCGCUUUGGUAUGAAAUUUGUUUUUUAUUUUAUUUAUCAAUAUCAGUUGUUAUAAUGAAGUUAUUUAUUGGUUGUGGUAUAUAAAGACAAUAUGUCUUCCUUGUGCUGUGUUUUCUAUAAAUUAUAAUUAAUAAUAUACUAAUGUAUAGUAGUUAGUAAUUAAUUUACUAUUAAUUUUUUUGCAAAAACUGAUAUUAAUUGUUAAAAGUUGCUUUUGUGUUAAUAAAAAAAUAAAACUAAAUGAAGAAUAGAAAUUACAAAAAAAAAAAAAGUAGUUCAUAUUUUAUUUUCUCUUAGUUAAUGAUUUGACUGAAUGAAGGUCCUGUAUAUUGUUUUGUUAAAUUUAUUAAAUAUAUAUUUAUUAAUAAUUUAUAUAAACAAUAAAAUAUAUAUUGUUUAAAAUAUGUGAUAAAAUUGUCAUCCAACUUUUGGGUGUUGUAUUUAUAGUAUUAUUGAUUGCUUAGAAAUGAAAUUCCACUUUGUAAAAGAAACAAGAAAUUUUAAUAUAAAGACUUUAUAUUUUUAUGUU